Messenger RNA from Seriola aureovittata, 5105 nucleotides. RefSeq names its product synaptotagmin XIb (gene syt11b). Gene Ontology annotation, molecular function: calcium ion binding; calcium-dependent phospholipid binding; phosphatidylserine binding. Gene Ontology annotation, cellular component: membrane; synapse; axon. Bases 230 to 1645 code for a protein of 471 amino acids. Gene Ontology annotation, biological process: regulation of dopamine secretion; calcium-ion regulated exocytosis; cellular response to calcium ion. The record is from RefSeq and is a predicted model, not a curated record. The transcript has 4 exons. NCBI's taxonomy places the organism in Eukaryota, Metazoa, Chordata, Actinopteri, Carangiformes, Carangidae.
AGCGGAGCAGCGACAGAGACACCGACAGAGACACCGACCCACCGAGCGGACACGGCCCCGUCAGCGGACAUAUGCAGGCUCCAGCUCCCGGAUCGGCGGCUGGUUUUCGGUGAUUUCCCUCUGUGUCGUCGCGUCUCUAUGGAUGUGAAGUAACGGAGAGCAGCAGUCAGUCCGUGUCCUCUCCAUCUCCGCGCGCUUCUCCCGCAUCCCCGCUGCCCACAACCACAAAAUGGCGGACAUCAUCGAGCUGGGACCCGCCUACGCCAUGUCUCCAGUGCUGGCGGGCUUCCUGGGAGCUGGUGUUCUGGUUUUGGUGGUGGUGGUUUUGGUUCUGCUCUGGUCGUUCUGUCAGCGCCGCUACCUGCGCGUGUCCGGACGCUACAAGCUGCACGGCGACCGUUACUGCGACGCAGAGGACCCGCCCUACAAGUUCAUCCACAUGCUGAAGGGCAUCAGCAUUUACCCAGAAUCCCUCAGCAGCAGCAAGAGGAUCGUACGUGGUAUCCGGCGGGCCGACCGCUCCGACCGUGACGGAGAGCGAGGCUCUGCCGCCGCCGCCGCCGCCCCUGCCACAGGGAGGGGCAUGGUGCUGGUGGACGCCGAGAACAACAUCCUGGACAUGCCGGGGCAGUUGCAGAUGAGUCAUCUGGUCCCACCCGCCGGGGCGGGUCCCGCCCAGGGUCAGGCCCGGCUCGAGCGGGCGCUGCCGGUCCGCGCUGACUACUGCUGCCUGGACAGCAGCUCGGCCAGCAGCAGCCAGACCAGCAGCAAGACGGCGUCUCCUUUCACCCCCGCCUCCUCGGAACCGGAGCCGGAGCCCAGCCUGGGCUCCAUCAGCCUCACCGUCGACUAUAAUUUCCCCAAGAAGGCCCUGGUGGUGACCAUUGUCGGGGCCCGGGGCCUCCCCGCCAUGGACGAGCAGGCGGGCAGCUCGGACCCCUACGUGAAGAUGACCAUCCUGCCGGAGAAGAAACACCGCGUCAAGACCCGCGUGCUGAGGAAGACCUUGGACCCGCUGUUCGACGAGACCUUCACCUUCUACGGCGUGGCCUACAGCUCGCUGCCUGAGCUCACUCUGCACUUCCUGGUCCUGAGCUUCGACCGCUUCGCCCGCGACGACGUCAUCGGGGAGGCAGUGGUGCCGCUGAAGGGCGUGGACCCGAGCACGGGCCGAGUCCACCUGAGCCAGCAGAUCACCAAGAGGAACAUGCAGUGUGAGAGUCGUGGAGAGCUGCUGGCGUCUUUGUCCUACCAGCCCGUGUCUCACCGUCUCAGCGUGGUCGUCUUGAAGGCUCGACACCUCCCCAAGAUGGACAUCACCGGCCUGUCAGCAAACCCGUACGUGAAGGUGAACGUCUUCUACGGUCGCAAGCGCAUCGCCAAGAAGAAGACCCACGUGAAGAAGUGCACGCUGAACCCGGUCUUCAACGAGUCUUUCAUCUACGACAUCCCGCCCGAGCUGCUGCCCGAGAUCUCCGUGGAGUUCCUGGUGGUCGACUUCGACCGGACCACCAAGAACGAGGUGCUGGGCCACCUGCUGCUCGGCCUCCACAGCCCCUCCCCCUCUGGAGCCUCCCACUGGAGGGAGGUCUGCGAAAACCCCCGCCGGCAGAUCUCCAAAUGGCACAACCUGAGCGAGUACUGAGGGAGGACCACCAGAAUCCAGCUGAGACCAUCGACCAGCUGGGACUCCACCAGUGACCCCCCACUGGGAGAUAAAGACUCAGUGUACAGCACAUUCUCUCACACACACACACACACACACACACACACACACACACACACACACACACACACCCACACACACACACUGUUGUGUCAUAGUUAAAUUCUCUCUCUCUCUCUCUAUCUAUCUGUAUCUCUCUCUCUCUGUAUCUCUCUACCACCGUUCAUCAGCUCUAACAGAAACCUGAGCUUCUUUAUUUCAGCCACAGAAGAAGAAGAGAAUCAGCUGUUUUUAAAGCAGAACCCUUCAGGUCAUCUCAGACUCUCCUCAUGUCUCCUGGCUGUGUGUGUGUGGACGGGGAAGGAAUGCUCCAAUAAGAUUUAAAAAACAAAAGAAGUAAAAAAAAAAAAAAAAAAAAACUCCCCUCUUGCUGUUGUUGUCAUGCAGCUCAUCGCAUGUCUGAAGAAAAAGAUGAAGAGCUGACUGAUCAGCUGACUGAUCAGCUGACUGAUUGACAGGAAGAGACCUCAGCUCUGAUGUUCAAUAACACUGCAUAUAACUCGACGCUGAAUAUAUCCGAUAUAAUUACUUUUCAGUAGGACCAAUAGGAAACUGCUACAGUCGCUCCUGAUGCUCCACCACACCUGGGGGGUGAUGGUUGUUGUAGUCGGCAGCAUGCUACCUGCCUGCAGCUAAACAUCCAACAUCAUCUUCAUCCAUCCACCCUGCAGCAGAGAGUCGGACUGGUCCUGAUCCUGGAGGAGGCGGACCCCCCUCCUCACUGAAGACUACUGAUCCAGCAGACUGAGAGACUGUAAAAUACUUGUUUGUAACAUGAAUGCGUUUCCUCUGAUGUUUCAUUUACAAAGUGCUGGAGACUCCAGAGGAGGCAGAGAGCAGCUGUGGUGCCUGUCACUACAUUACCCAUCAGCCCUGAGUUCUCACUCACCAAACCAGUGAUUUACUGAAGCAGGUUUUAUCUUUGAACCUCAGAGGUGUCACAGAUGUGUGUCAGGGUUCAGCUCAGAUUAAAUAUGCAAAAAAAAAAAACAAAAAAAAAAAUCAUAUUGCGAUUUCAGAUGGAACAGUCGUUUUUUAAUUUCACUGAAAAAUAUAUAGAAAAUAAUGAUGUGAUUGUUUUAACAUAAUAGCAUAACAACAACAACAACAACAUAAUAAUCAUGUUCCUUUACGUCUGGAGAAUAUGAUUUAUAUCUGUCGGUCGGGGGCGUCUCUGUGGCACCACAACACUGAUGGUGCUAACAAUGCUAACGCUAACAAUGCUCAACAAUGAGACACAUUUUACCUUCAUCAGAAAGAACUGCAGCUCCUGUGAUUUGGAUUUUGCACUUGGCCACAUUGAGAUUUCAAUUAUAUUUCGAUUUAUUGUGCAGCUGUAGAUUAAACUCAAGUUUCACAUGUUCAAUAACAUAAAACAUGUGGUGUAAACAUUUACUCACAGGUGAAGCUCCUCCUGUUAGAACCAGGUCAGGUGUAGAUGACUGGACAGAGGUCCUGAAGGUGACAUCAUCAACGUGAGUCUUAGUGCUGUCAGACGUCACUCAGUACAGGUGCAGGUGACGGUCUCUCUGCUCUGCUCAGUCAUCUGAGCUCUGACCACCCAGUGGUCCGUCUCCCUGUGAACUACUCCAGCCUUCAGCUCACCUGUGUGAGCGUCCUGUUUCACCUGGUUCCGGUUUGUGUUGAGAAGAAUUAACUGAUGAGGUUUAUCAAGAUAAAGUGGGUCCAGUACCGGGUCAGUGGAGGCCCUGAGGAAGACCACUGUACUGUUCGUCCUCAGUGACUAGUGCUCAGUGUCACAGGUCACGGUCUCUGUUCAGGAUGACGAGCGCUGAAGAUGUCACAGAGCUGUGUGUGUGAAAGGGUGAAAAGGUGCUUAUACGAGAAGCCACAGCUUAAUUCAAAGAAGAUUCAAAAACUUCUUUACAUCAGUUAGUGUUGGUUAUUGAUGGGGGGCCACAUGACGACACAUGACCCCCCUCUAACACUUCCUGAGCUCAGUUCUGUUCUCCUUGUUGUUGAACAGCUGAUGUUUUCAGAGAUGUGAUGUGAUCCUCUGAUCUCUGCAGCUUCAUAAUAAUAAUAAUCAUAAUAAUAAUAAUUUACCCAGAACAACAUGUGUGUCUACGUCUUCCUGGGUCAGGAUGGGGAAGGAUGGUGGUUAGGAAGCUGCAGGUGACGCUGAAUCUCCAUGAGGUGAUGAUGAUGACAGGUGUGGGUCACCAUCCACCUGAGCAUCGUGAGAAACACCUGAAAGAGCAAAAACAUGAAAUUACAUCAAAAACAGAGUUAGAGAGCAGAAGAAGAGAAACCAUGACAUGAACAGGAAGUAUGUUAAUAUGAAUAAAUAACAAUAAAGUUUUAACAUACAUGUGUGAAGGUUGAGGACAGAAAGAGAAGAAGAAGAAGCUUUACCUUAAAGCUAAAACAGAAUUUACAAAAAACAUGUUUCAUAUUCUUGAUUCCGUGUGUUGGUGUUGUAGAUAAAGAUAUUUAAAAAACAUCUAAUAUGGAGAAAGGUCCUCACUACACUGAUGUUUCUGUGAGCUGCUACGUCCUGCUGCUCCUCCUCCACCAGUCUGAAGAUGGUUCACUGAAUUUAUAACCUGAUCAUUAGAUCCUGAUCAUUUAAUCCUUCAGAGGAAAUUGUCUGUGUUCAAGAUAAACUCCAUCAGUCAUUGAGUUGAUCAAUUCCUGGUUUUUAAAUCAUGACUUUGAGGAAAUGGUUUGUUAUCCAGAUUAAAUCCAGCUGUGAUGUUGAGAUGAUCUGAUGUAAUGAAGUGUGGCUGUUAUCUCGAGAUAAAGAGAUAACCGACUCAUCAGAAACCACAGCCCCUCUCCUCCUCCUCCUCUUCUCUUCCUUUCUCUCUCUCUCUUUCUCAUUUUGUACAUUUUCAUCCUCUCGACCAAAUUUCUACUCAUUUGCACUGGUUUGUACAGGACUCCUCCCUGUGAGCGUUCCCCCCUGCGACCAGCUGGUGGCGCCGUCGCAGCUGCUUUGAUUUCACUUGUUUUCUGAAGCCCAGUGAAUGUUAGUGUGAAGUGAAGCUGACACUGGGUUCAACAUUAACUCUCCAACCUUCAGUCCCGAAGCACAUUUUAGUCCCAGUUUAAAGUUAGUCCACUUUAACUCUGCUCAGAUUAACAUGAAUAACCUGUGUAAGACUAAACUUCACUUUAAACCACAGAUGUGAAGACAGCUGACAGGACACGCCUCCAGCUGUUUUCCCGCCUCGGCUCAGCUGUGGACUGACUGUAGAUUUGUACAGAUGUGAAGAUGUUUGCUGGUUUCCUUCCUGUCUGAUGUCCUCGGAGCUUUAGUGUGUGUGAGCGCCCCCUGCUGUAGACCUGGAUGCUAACCUCUGUGUUGGGUUUGUUAACACAUUGAACGUGCAAAUAAAAAACAAGUUAGCCAUGA